AUAUACAUCCAUCUCUCUCUCUCCCUCUUACCUUCUCCUACUUACUUGUACUUGUCAGGUACCAUUUUCGUCCUUUGCGUUGCGUUUUUGCUGUUAAGUGGACGGUUGUGACAGCGAUUUCGCAGCCAAAUCACACCCGCCACGAGAAUGUCCAAGAGAAAAAUUCCCCUGGAUUCUGAUUCUAACGAAAGCGACAGCAGUGACUCCGAUGUUGAUAAGGAAUUGCUGACCAGCCUUAAGAAGAAAGCCAAAAAUGAUGGAUCUCCGAAUGAAAGCUCUGGGCCCAAAAAGGGGAAAGUUUUCACUGAUUCUGAUACGUCUUCUGGGUCUGAUGGAGAGUGGGACGCCAAAGGAACUAGUAAGAAGAAGAAACCAAAGGCUGCAAAGAGGACUGGAAAACGUACCAUGACUAGAUCUUCAUCUUCAUCCUCCUCCGAUUCAGACAGUGGAGAUGAACGCCCUACUGCAAAGGGGAAAACAUCUGAGCCUGAAGAAGGUGAGGUGUCUGACAGCGGAUCAGAUUCUGACGAUUCAGACUCCAGUCAAGAGGAAUUCAAUGAUGGAUAUGAUGAAAACUUAAUGGGAGAUGAGGAAGAUCAAGCUAGAUUGGCACAGAUGACGGAAAAAGAGCGUGAGCAAGAAAUUUUCAAACGUAUUGAACAUCGUGAAGUGAUGAAAACAAGGUUUGAAAUAGAGAAAAAGCUGAGGCUGGCCAAAAAGCAAGAGAUGAAGAAAAAGAAAGACCAUGACAAGAAGAAAGAACUUAAGAUGGAUCCUAAAGAGAGGAGCAAAGAGAGAAAGAAAACUGUUGAAGAAAAUAGAGGGAGAACAGAAAACAAAAAGGCUGCUGCUAUGGACAUGUUGAAAAAACGCCGUGAAGAGAAACUAAAAAGAGAGGAAAGUGAACGUCAGAAGAGGGUAGAUGAUGAAAAGAAACGAGAAGAAGAGAAAGGUAGGGGUAGUGACGAUGACAAGGAUGACCGGGAUGGCGAUGACUCUGAUGGAAAGUCUGCUGGAGGAGGAAGCUCCCGUACCAAACUGAAAGCAUCAGAUAUUUAUAGCGAUGACAGUGGUUCGGAAAGUGAUAAGAGUGAGAAAGGAAGCCGGAGAGGAAGACGUUCAAGCAGUAGUGGUAGUAGCAGCAGUGGCUCUGGUUCAGACUCUGAUAAAAGGUCAGUGUCCAGUUCCAAGACAAAAUCUAAGAAAACUCAAGUUAUAGCUAAGAAGGAAGAUAUCACUAAAAUCAGAUUAUCCCGCCAUAAGCUUGAAAGAUUUGUGCAUUUGCCUUUUUUCAAUCGAGUUGUAGAAGGAUGCUUUGUGAGAAUAGGCAUUGGAAAUCACAACAAUGUGCCUGUGUACAGAGUUGCUGAAAUAAGUGGUGUAUGUGAAACAGGGAAGAUUUACCAACUUGGCACGACACGCACUAACAAAGGACUAAAGCUCAGACAUGGAGCACAAGAAAGAGUUUUCCGCUUGGAGUUUAUUUCAAAUCAAGACUUUACUGAUAGUGAGUUUAAUAAAUGGAGAGAGACCUGUGCCCUCCAAGCCAUUUCCUUACCUACAAUGGAUGAUGUAGAGAAGAAGUUGCAAGAUAUUCGUGAAGCAAUGGUAUAUGAAUUUAAGGAGGAAGAUAUUGAGAAAAUUGUGCAAGAAAAAAGCCGAUUUCAGAACAAUACAUACAAUUAUGCCAUGAAGAAAACACAAUUAAUGAAGGAGCGAGAUAUUGCUCAUUCAAAGGGCGAUGAAGAAGAAGCCGCAACACUAGCACAAAAAUUGUUGGAGCUAGAAGAAAGAGCUAAUGAGCUAGACAAAAUGCGUACAUCAACCAUAUCAAGUAUAUCAUAUAUCAAUGACCGAAACCGCAAAAGAAAUGUAGAAGAGGCUGAAAAGGCUAUUUUGGCUGAACUGAAAGCUUCCAAAGGAUUGAAAGUAAUGGAUCCAUUUACAAGGCGACAUACGAAACCUCGCAUGGUGUUUAAAGCAAAUGAUGAGCCAGACACGGUUGAAAUGAAACCUACUGAAUUAACACCGGCUGUCAAAGACAAGCCCUCUGAGGAGAAUGAAAAGGAUAAAGACAAAGAAAAAAAUUCAAAAGGGAAACCAGGUGGAGCCCUCAUGACCAAGACUGAAGAUCUGUUUUUAGCUCAUGAUUUUGAUAUAAGAAUAGAUCUGGACAUGCCUGUUUCAUCAUCCAACCCAGUGAGUGUUACUCCAAAGCCUGCCAGCACUGUGAAGGACACGGGUCCGAGAAGAUCCUUGAACCUGGAAGACUACAAGAAGAAAAGAGGGCUAAUCUAAUCUGUUGAUUCCUAGGCCCAUUUGUAAAUAUUUCCUGAUGACUUCAGAAUUAUGUUUUAUGAAUUACUCCCUUCUUAUUGCAAUGUGUAACCCAGUUGGCAAUCAUGUCAAAUUCUCAGCUCUGUAUGUUUUUAGUCAUGCAAGACAUGGUGCCCCCAAAACUGUGCUCAAAAGAGAAUGUUUUCUCUAUGUAAUUUGGGCCAUAUGAGCUUUUAUUUAUUGAGCAGCCUGCACGUCAUAGUUUAAUUAGUUAUAAGAAGACCAUUUGUAAAGUGUUACAGUAAGUUAAUGCAAUUCGUAAUGCCAAGCGUUCUUGUUUUUUUUAAAUUAUUAUUAUUAUCAUUCUUGUGCUUUUAUUAUGAUUUGCCGUCAAGGUUUAGCACUCUAAACAUGUACUAAGCUCAAAGCAUUUGACAUAUAAAUGAUGUAUGAUUAACUUAGCAUUACAAAUAUAGGUCAAAGAAAGUUUCUCUUAUCGCUCAGUUAUAUAACUGUGCUGCAUUAGAAUAGAAUGUUGCACUGUGGAUGGAUUGAUUAUCAUAGGUACCUUUGUAGACAUGUUAAGUCCAUCUAAAUAAAUAUGCAUCAAAUGCGUAUACAAUAUAGUGACCCAAAAUGUCAAAGUUUAUUAAAGUCAUUUAUAAUAACAAGACAAUUGUCUUGAGAGAGUGUGACUCAACCAAUUCAUUUCAUUAAAGUCACCGUUAAGAGAUGGUUGACAUUUCUCAUGAGAAAUGUAGUUACAAUUGUGCUAUUUCAUGGCAUAAAGAUGGAGUGGCAAAAGUAAAACUGCCUUCGUACUAAAAUUUGGGUGGCCAUUAAAUAGCUAUGUUGUUGUCUGUUCUACCAGAUUUAGUCUGAACAUAUUUUCUUGUCUUGAGACUUAAUGACUCUCUGAAUAAUUGCCUCAAAAUGGUAUUUUGGGCAGAUCAGUUGGGAAUGUUUCAUCUGCAAUCUUCUUCAUUGUUUACAUUAUUUAGUGCUGCAACCAGGUGUGCACUUCUUUGUUUUGUGAUAGCUUCUGACAAGCAUGGUGUUUCUUUUAUUUAUGUUACCCUUAUUCAGAAAAACGUGAAUUUUGCUUAGUUUAAUUUGUCACAUAUAAACUGAAUGAACUGAAAUAUUUCAAUAUUAGUAUUGAGCUUGAGGAGGAGAAGGAAAUAAAGAUUUUACAGGCAUCAUG
Messenger RNA from Thrips palmi, 3481 nucleotides. It is a transcript of the gene Rtf1, whose product is annotated as RNA polymerase-associated protein RTF1 homolog. Gene Ontology annotation, molecular function: DNA binding; RNA polymerase II C-terminal domain phosphoserine binding. Bases 148 to 2298 code for a protein of 716 amino acids. Gene Ontology annotation, cellular component: Cdc73/Paf1 complex. The record is from RefSeq and is a predicted model, not a curated record. The transcript is spliced from 14 exons. Lineage: Eukaryota; Metazoa; Arthropoda; Insecta; Thysanoptera; Thripidae.